Messenger RNA from Striga asiatica, 1001 nucleotides. The record is from the annotation of a GenBank genome assembly. Lineage: Eukaryota; Viridiplantae; Streptophyta; Magnoliopsida; Lamiales; Orobanchaceae.
CUAAAUUAUCCCUAGCAGGCAACAGAUUUUAAUAUUUAGGUUUAUUGAGCCUAUUUUUCAGUUAUUUAGCACUCUCCAUAUAUGUUUAAAUAAUACCCUUCAAUUCUUUUGAAUUCAAGGUAUCACCAUAAAUUUCUGCAUAAGCAUCUUUUUUUCACUAAUGGAUCAUCAGAACUUUAUGCAUCCAACGUUUUCUGUCAAUACUUCUUCCGGGGUUAAUAUUCCAGCUUCAUUAUCUCUUGCGCCGUACAAGAACAACAAUAUCGGGGACUUGGAUGGAUUUUUGACCGGUUUUAAGAGGGAAAUCACCCAUUUCUCUCUGCCACAAUCUGCUAGUGAUGAUCAUGUGCCUAAUAAUACUAGUGUUGAGAUUAUAGAAACUACUGAGAUGAUGAUGAAAUCAUCGGUCGACAAGAUCAAGAAAGGCGAAAAGAAAGCUAGAAAGCCCAAGUUUGCCUUUCAGACGAGGAGCCAAGUUGAUAUACUCGAUGAUGGAUACCGGUGGAGAAAGUACGGUCAGAAGAAAGUGAAGAGCAACAACUUUCCUAGAAGUUACUACAAGUGCACACACCAAGGAUGCAACGUUAAGAAGCAAGUGCAGCGACUAUCAAGAGACGAGGGUGUUGUUGUGACGACAUAUGAAGGAACGCAUACGCAUCUUGUGGAUAAGCCCAUGGACAAUUUUGAGCAAAUUCUCAACCAGAUGCAGAUUUAUCCUCAUGUGAAUAAUUAGUACAUGAUAACCAAUUGGAUAGGUACGUAUGUGAUGAGGAAAUAGCAUCAUUCCAUAUAUUUCAUGAGUAAUGGUAGAUCUUAGGUGGUUUCGUGUAUAAGUAGGAAAUUCAGUUGCAUGACUAAAAGUGACCGUCUUUUACAUCAUCUGAGAAGUAUAAUUAUUCAGCUUCUGAGCGUAAUCCCUAAGUUGAUUUCGAAAUCAGCUUUUUUCGAAAAUUUGCACACUUCAUUACUCUCAUGGCAAGUCCUAUUUCUGGAAUAAUAGC